Malaya genurostris is the source of this 1630-nucleotide messenger RNA. RefSeq names its product UDP-glucosyltransferase 2-like. The record is from RefSeq and is a predicted model, not a curated record. Bases 1 to 1557 code for a protein of 518 amino acids. Gene Ontology annotation, molecular function: UDP-glycosyltransferase activity. The transcript is spliced from 2 exons. Lineage: Eukaryota; Metazoa; Arthropoda; Insecta; Diptera; Culicidae.
AUGCAGCUAUCAGUAUUCAUCAAGGUGACGAGCACUUUCUGUUCUCUAGUGCUGUUUGCUGCGGUUCAGUCGGUGGAGUCCAGUCGCAUACUAUGCAUCGAUCCGAUUCCCGGAAAGUCACAUGUACUCAUUGCUCAAAAUCUGAUGAAAGGAUUGGCUGAUCGUGGACAUGAGAUUACAAUGGUUAGUCCAUUCAAGCUGUCGCGACCCGUGGCAAACAUCCGGGAGAUCGUUGUUCCGUCUGAUGAUUACGUCCACAGGCAGAUGAAAAAGUUCCUCGAAAACCGGCCCAACAUGUUGAUCGAGUUUCCGAAGCUGAUCAAGAAAAUGCUGUCCGUCGCUAAUGAUACCAUUAAUUAUGCCGAAUUUCUCCCACUCAAACAGGAAAAGUUUGAUUUGGUGAUUGUGGGAUAUUUCAUAGCGGAUUUUGUUCUCGGUUUCGGUCCCCAUUUCGACGCUCCGACGAUUGUGCUUUGGGCAGGUGGCAUUUCUAAGCUCACGGCUGAUUUGGUCGGAAAUCCUAGAGAGAUUGCUGCCAGCCAAAACAUGGUUCUGGGAAAGCAAGAUGUUACGCAGUUUACGGCACGAUUGAAAAACUUUCUUUUCGCUUGUGUGGAGAGUCUUAUGGUAACAUAUGCGUUAUAUAAUCAAAAGCCGUACUACGAUUGGAACUUUCCAUCGGAUCGCUAUCCAAGCUACGAAGACGUACGGCGAAAUGUCUCUUUGCUUUUGCUAAACAGUCACUUCACGCAUGGUGGCCCCCGACCUUAUCUUCAGAACGCAGUCGAGGUAGGAGGAUUACAGAUUAAACCCCAGCCGGAUCCACUACCGAAGGACAUCCAGGAUUGGUUGGAUGGUGCUGAACAUGGAGCGAUCUAUUUUUGCCUGGGGUCUAAUCUAAAAUCCACCGAUCUCCCAUCACACAAAAUGGAAGCUUUCGUGAAAAGCUUAGGUAGUCUGAAGCAACGGAUUGUGUGGAAGUGGGAAACGGAUAGUUUCCCGAAUCAGCCGGGCAACGUGUUGACAAAGAAAUGGCUUCCGCAGGAUGAUAUUUUGGCUCAUAAAAAUGUUGUACUCUUUGUUGCCCAUGGAGGCUUAGGUGGAUUAGCCGAAGCUCGCUAUCAUGGAGUGCCGAUAUUGGGUAUUCCGAUUUUCGCCGAACAAUCCGGAAACGUAGCUACCGUAGUCCGGGAAGGAUGGGGUUUGGAAGUGAAUUACGAAACUCUCAACGAAGUGACAUUCAGUGCCCUACUGAAUGAGGUUCUGACGAAUUUGUCGUAUCGUCAGAGGGCCCAGAAAUUAUCUGCUCUUUAUCGGGAUCGUCCUCAGACUGCCAUGGAAACGGCCUGCUAUUGGAUCGAGUACGUGAUUCGCCACAAGGGAGCACCUCACAUGCAUUACCAGGGAGCGGAUCUUAACUUUUUCCAAUUAUACAUGCUAGAUGUGGCGGUGGUAUUGUUACUCGCCGGCUUUCUAGUAUUUCACGUAAUCAAAAUUUCGAUAAAAACAAUCAUCAAACUGUCGGGUAGAAAAUCAACGAAACAAAAGUUAUACUAGCCUUCAGCAACUGAUGAGAUAAUUCAUCCGAUAAUCAUUAACGAAAAUGUUCCACAAUAAAAUGAGACAAAAA